ACAAUACAAGCUUACGUAGAAUUAGUCUAGUUUUAGUGAGUAGUGUUACUUUUAGUUUGUUACGUGGAUUGUUCAAAUCCAAUCUAAUUUUAGUUUUUAGUAAACCGGUGACAGUUUACGUGUAUUGAUCAAUUUGGAAACUAAUAUAAUGCCACCUAAACUUAUCAAAAGGGAAAGUGGGUCUGACGAUGAGACUGAUCAUGAUAGCAGUGACAAUUAUGACACCCCCACAAAGCGAGCCAGGCUGUCAUCAUCAAAAGAGUUCAAUUCUUCUGGUUACGAAACAGAGUCAACACCACGAAGGGUGACCCGAUCCUUGCAAAUCGGAGGUGGGACGAGUUCCGCUGCAGCAAAGAGGGAAUUGAGAGGCGCGUUUGGUGACCAUGAUGACGAUGAUGAUAACAAUUCCGUUGGUGAAAGUACUGACGAUGACGAUGAUGAUAACUUGGAAGAUCCAGAUGAAAAUAUAGAUGAUGAGCAGGUGGAUUUAAGAGACUGGAAACUGGAUCAGGUUGAUUCUGCUGUUAAAAAACUACAAACACGAAUGGAUAAUAUCAAAGGAGGUUAUAGAUUGAUUGGAAUUGCACAUGUGGAGACAUUUAUGAAUGAGUAUAAAAAUGCGAAGGAUGCCACCGACGUUGUUUCUGAAAUGAGCAUCAAUGAUUAUUUUGUAACACUACCUCCUCCCACCGAUAAUCAGGAAUACAUUAAUGCAGUGGCAAAUUUAGAGAAACAGUCUAAGGCUCGGAAAAACUCCAAUGUCAAAUUAAAAUGCCCUCUGCAACCCUGUAAAACAACUUUUGCUAGGAUGGACCAUGCAAAGAGACAUGUUCUUGCAAAACAUUUGAAGAUAAAGUUGUUUUGCUGCAAAAAGUGCCCACUUACACCAUGGAAAGAUCACGCUAACAUGAAAAGGCAUGUUAUUUCCAAACAUUUUGAUCUCAAAUAUACUUGCCCGACGUGUCUCAUGUUGUUCAGCAGGAACCGCAAUGUUCACAAACAUGCAAGUCUUCGCCAUGUCACACCUACUGGAAAACUUGUAUUUCUCUCUCCAUCAAAGCGUAAGAUCGACAUGAAGCUAUUUCAGCCGGAAUAUAUUACAGUUAAAUACGGGUGCACCUAUCAACUCUAUGUCAUCCCAUGGGUGGAUAAGAAUGGGAAGUUGGUGGAUAUCAGUAUUUGUUUCACUAAAUUUGGUGAUAUCAAAGAAGUGGCUCGUAAGUUAUGGGAUGACAUAGUCAGAGCAUGUGAAAAGAUUGCAAACCAAGGAGACAAUGCAGACGAGCCCCAGAAUGAAAGUUGGGUUGAAAUGUGUGGAUCAGCCAGAGCAGAACGAGCCAAAGGUCAUGAGAUGCGUCCCGACCUUGCAUUCCCUCUUGGAGUCUACGGAGUUUCACUCAUUGUGGCGUGUCAGCUCAAAUGGUUUGCAAGACUAUAUUUUGAUGCUGUGAAGGUUCUUGCUACUGGAGACUCAAAGUACUUUGUCUAAAAGUACAACCAAGAAUUGAAAGAUCUGCUCAACGCUGCCCUCAAACAUAAGAAUAUGCCUCAAAAGAACAUUGACCAUGUUAACCUAACUGGAGCACAAUUUAAUAUGCCUGUUGAAGAGUGAUAAUUUGUUGCUGUUUUAAGAAUGAACUAUAUAGUCUAUUUGUAUUGUUGUUACAAACUUAAUAAACUCAAAUAAGCUAAACGUCUAA
This is a messenger RNA of Folsomia candida, 1700 nucleotides long. RefSeq lists its product as uncharacterized. The coding region runs from base 149 to 1489 and encodes 446 amino acids. The transcript is spliced from 7 exons. The record is from RefSeq and is a predicted model, not a curated record. Lineage: Eukaryota; Metazoa; Arthropoda; Collembola; Entomobryomorpha; Isotomidae.